AUGUACCUCAUCUUCGGAUUACAAUCGCUAAGUUAUACAGUGAUGAAAGUCUCUAUCCACGGUUUGAAUCUAACUUCUGCAGCGCCGAUCUCAUCGGAAUUCGACGACACCGUCAGAGCCAAAAACCCUAACCGCAAGGUCGGAAUAUACUAUUUGAAGGAAAGCUCCGAAAAUGUUUACUACGGCGGAGUAAUGCUCGGCUACAGCGUUUUGCCUGAUUUCUACCAGCUGAGGAAGAAUGUGACGGUGGUGAGGGCGACGGUGGUGGGUUCCGCCGUCGUUCUCGGCGGUGCCGUUAAAAUGAAUUUGAUGAAAUAA
Salvia splendens (bonfire salvia) is the source of this 318-nucleotide messenger RNA. RefSeq names its product NDR1/HIN1-like protein 13. The transcript has a single exon. The coding region runs from base 1 to 318 and encodes 105 amino acids. Gene Ontology annotation, biological process: defense response to other organism. Gene Ontology annotation, cellular component: plasma membrane. Lineage: Eukaryota; Viridiplantae; Streptophyta; Magnoliopsida; Lamiales; Lamiaceae. The record is from RefSeq and is a predicted model, not a curated record.